Molecule: messenger RNA, 1176 nt
Organism: Monosiga brevicollis MX1
Lineage: Eukaryota; Choanoflagellata; Craspedida; Salpingoecidae
Exons: 5
Coding region: 1-1176 (391 amino acids)
Biological process (GO): positive regulation of GTPase activity; endoplasmic reticulum to Golgi vesicle-mediated transport
Cellular component (GO): endoplasmic reticulum membrane
Molecular function (GO): GTPase activator activity
Source: RefSeq, a predicted model, not a curated record
AUGCCGCAGCGGGGCCUGGCCAUGCGUCGUCGCACGACCAACGCCGUGCGUCGCCGUGUUCGGGCCCUCAUUGAAGCCUGUGAUGCUGAUCCGGUGGACGUACGCGCUCUACGGGCGCUGGCUACUGCCGAGAACGGCUUUUGCAACAAUGUGACAAGGUCUCAAGUUUGGGCCCGCCUCGUUGGCGUCGAUCCCUCGGUUCGCGGCUCCGUCACGGAUGUGGAAGUUGAGGACUCUGUUCGACGACAACUCGAGGUGGAUGUGGCCCGCUCCCUGUGGAAAUACCCAGACAACAUCAAUGCUGACCAGCGCGAGGUGCUGCGCACCCGCCUGCUGAAUAUCAUGUUGAACAUCUUGCACGAGUACCCGGAUCUGCACUACUACCAAGGCUUCCAUGACGUUACGGCUGUCAUCAUGCUAACCUGCAAAAAUGACGCAUUGACGCUUGCCAUUAUGCGGCGCCUCGUACGCUGCCAUCUCAAAAAUUAUCUCUGUUCAACCAUGCAACCCGUGAUUCAGCAGCUGGAGUUGCUUCCUGUUCUACUGCAGCAUCUGGAUCCCGAGUUGAAUAAUUUUAUCCAGCGGGCGGGUGUGGAACCAACGUUUGCCGUGAGCUGGCUGAUCACUUGGUUUGCACAUGACAUUGACGAACUGCCGCGAGUGCAACGCCUCUUUGACUUCUUGUUGAGCUGUCAUCCUCUGGGCAUUGUCUAUCUCAUCGCGGCGGUGGUUGAUCUGCAUCGCGAGUCCAUCAUGGCCCCGGAUGAGAUGAUCACGGGCAGCGCUGAUGACUUUCCUUUUGUCUACAAGCGCCUCACAACCCUUGGCCUCUUUGAUGUAGAGCGUGCCAUUCAGACCGCGCACAAUCUAAUGCACGAAGUGCCCGUUCAGCAACUAUACCAGCAAGUCACAUGGACACGCGCGACGCGCUAUUUGCUUCAAGCCAGCGUCACGGCCCGCUACCAAAGCUUCAUGGCCACCAUUGUACAUCAGCCUGCGCACAAAGCCUCGGCGGCCGACGAAUUCGAGGAUUACCGCGACGCACCCGCCUCUGGGCUUGGUGGCGUCUUUCGGCAAUUGGCGCAUGAAACACCUCGUAUCCUUUUCUAUCUGACGACGGCCGUGACCAUGGCCUCCACCAUGUAUUUUGUUCAAACCGGCCAAGCGCCUCUCUAA